CAUCCAGCUGAACACCCAAAACAAGCAUUUCAAUUGAUUGAGAUUACAUAUAACCGACAUGUAUUUAGCCUCUUAAAAUUCUGUCUUCUGGUAAAAAAAAAAAAAAAAAAAAAAAAAAAAAAAAAAAAGAAAAGAAAAAGAAAAAAAAAGGUACAGGAUAUGUAUUUACAAGUAAAGUAAAAAUGAAAUGAUUUCAAUUCACAACUAGUAACCUGCAAGAAUUAAAAGUACAUUUACACUGAAUUUUCACCGAUAUAGAUCAAUCCACCCCUGGCUUUAUGAGAAGAACAAUGUAGAAUUUGGGAUGAUUUUGAUGAAUCUCUUUGGCUGAACAGGUCAUACAUUGCUGUCAUUGCGUAAAACCGUAAUCGUCAAACAAUACUUCAUGGGUUCUCGCAGCCUAUAACAAACGCAUUUUGCUGCAACCAGUAAGCAUAAAGCAGUUUAAAAAAGAUAUUCUUACAUAUAUAAUACUCGUCAUAUUAAUUUCACUGAACAAUUCACAGUGUUGUUGCUGUGGCGAAGAUCAGUCUGAUCCAAAUGCACUGCAUUAAAGGCAAAAACAGAAAUAAAUAAAAAGGUGAAAAGGGUGAUACAAAGAAGAACAGUCAGAUAUUUACUGAACUAUCCAGUGGUUUGGAUAUAAAAAAAGAAUGUUUUUUAUAACAGAAAGAAAUUCUACUGUUUUUUAUGCUUGUUUAAUUUUAUAUAAAAGAGCCUAUAGUCUUUUUUCAGUUACAAGUUUCAAGCCCAUAAUAAACAGAAAUAGCCAAUAGCUUUUAUUUUACCAAUACAAACUGAUAAAGUGACUGAGAAUGGAGAGGAUUUUUUGGGGGGAAAUAUUUAGGCUAUGUGUGAUUUUACAAUGCUACGCGGAUGGAGUGAAUGUUAGUGGUCUUGAUUUUAAAAUGUAUUUUUGAAGUGAAGCUGGUGGGGUAACAGCCUCAAUCAGGACAAUCUGCGAUCCAGAUCACGUGAACAAAUAUGCUUGUACUUUAAGGCAGCGCCUUUAUUUGUCAUGAUAAAGGUUUCCGAAAUAUCCUAAUGUCGACUCAUUCUGUGAGCCUGCCUCUGUAAACGUAGAAUUUUUUUUUUUUUUUUUUUUUUUUUUUUUUUUUUCAAAUGGAAGGUUGAUUGCCAGUAAUAUUUCGCUUUGGAAUAAGAAGACCUUCUUGGCUUUUUAUUGGUAGCUGAGUGAGUGGCUCCCAUUCUUUCGGGAAUACAGUGCGUUGGUAUAUGGAAAUGCCUGGAAAAGCGCGAGAUCAGUUUUAAGACAGUACUGUCUAUAGACAAAGGGUGAAGGAUAUAUCCGAGCAGCUGCACUAAGAUAUAUUGAGACUAAGAAGCACGACUAUAUAAUAAAUUGAUUCACAGGUCGCGGUCCGAAUUAUGAAGAUCGCUUGAGGGGAAAGAGUGGACAGAACGCUAUAGACUGUGCAGGUCGAAGGAGAGAAAAUCUGUGGGAAGCUCCAAUCACGUGACUGCCGAGUCCAUGCAAUUGGACAGGCUCUCUUAGUUUGAAACUUGCAGACCAAAAUGCAGAAAGCCACUUAUUAUGAUAAUGCUGGACUCUUUGGAGGAUACUCCUACCCUAAAUCUGACUCCUAUACAUAUGGUCCUGUUCACCAGGGCUACUCCUCCUCCAGCAUAGAGAAUGACUAUCAAAACUCAGUCUGUUCCGUUCAAACCACAUCAGUUCGGCCGCCAUCACAUAAAAAUGGAGACAUCAGUGGCAGCUGUAUGCGACCAAGUGCCAGCCAGGGCAACAGCCAGCCAGAGAACAUCAGUGAGCAGCAACAGCAGAAUGCCCCAUUAGCAGCUAGCUCACCCAGCCCUAACACCAACUCCACCCCAAAAAAGAAAUCACCCAGCAACACUGGCUCCAGCACUACCACCCCAGUGAUCAGCAAGCAAAUCUUCCCGUGGAUGAAAGAGACCCGUCACAACUCAAAGCAGAAAAGCACCAACUGCACAACUGCAGGAGAAACCUGCGAUGACAAGAGUCCACCUGGCCCUGCCUCGAAACGGGUGCGCACUGCUUACACCAGCGCCCAACUCGUGGAGCUGGAGAAGGAGUUUCAUUUUAAUCGCUACUUGUGUCGCCCCAGAAGAGUGGAGAUGGCUAAUCUGCUCAAUCUCACCGAGCGCCAAAUAAAGAUCUGGUUUCAAAACAGGAGGAUGAAGUACAAAAAAGAUCAGAAAUCGAAGGGUAUAAUGCACUCUCCCUUAGGACACUCUCCGGACAGAAGCCCGCCGUUAAGUGGCUCGAAUCACAUUGGAUAUUCUGGUCAUCUUCCAAAUGUAAACAGCCUGAGCUACGACGCGCCAUCUCCUCCGUCAUUCGCCAAACCGCAACAGAAUAUGUACGGCUUGGCAGCCUACACGGCGCCAUUAGGCGGCUGCAUAACACAACAGAAAAGGUACCCGGGUACAGAAUACGACCACCACAGCAUGCAAGGGAACAGCAGCUUUGCCAAUGCUAAUUUACAAGGAAGUCCCGUGUAUGUUGGUGGAAACUUCGUUGAUUCAAUGCCAGCCUCGGGCCCUAUGUUCAACCUCGGUCAUCUUCCCCAUCCCUCAUCCGCUAGUGUGGACUACAGCUGUGCCGCUCAGAUUCCGGGCAACCAUCAUCACGGACCGUGUGACCCCCACCCCACAUACACAGACCUCAGCUCUCACCACGCAUCUCAGGGAAGGCUGCAGGAUGCGCCCAAACUCACGCAUCUGUAAGGAUCCCAUCUGUGUGCUCAAGCGCAACGUCGCGUUUUUAUUACCUCACUAGUUAAACUAAUUUAUUAAAUUACACUUCAAGAGAAACAUAACGUAUUAUCCCGUAUUAUUAUUAUUAUUGAUAUUACUAUUACUGCAAUGAUUGUAAUUAUUUUUUAAUAAUAGCUGUGGUUCAUUUCUCUUGACUGUUGAAGAUGCACAGGGGUGUUUGUUGUCUGUUGUUUGGUUCUCGGAGGAGUUUUGUGGGCAAACGAAUUUCCAUAAAUUAUUACUUGAAGGUAAGUUAUGUAGAUUUGACAGUUUAGACAUCAAUCUUUAUAGAGAUGGGAUUUGUAAAGAAAAAUAAAAUCAUUGCCUCUUCGUUAAAUCGUCUGUUAGUCAAGGGCACUACCGAAUCUUCUCAUUAAAAAGUACCAUUAUUUAUUAUUUUCCUCCAAGAUUGUAUGACAAACACUUAUCUUGACUGAGUAUUAUAUUUAUUAUUGAUCGAUUUUGAAAUACAUUAUUUAUCUUUUCGUGUAGAUUAUUUAUAUUGGAAAUUGCAGAAAUUAUUGAGCAGAGCCCAUUGACAUUUUUUUUUUUUUCUCGAACUGGUGCAAACAAGGUGAUUUUGUGAGGCUAGUAUAUUUCAUAUAUAUAUAUAUAUAUAUAUAUAUAUAUAUAUAUAUAUAUAUAUAUAUAUUCUGCACUCACACACACACACACACACACACAGCUAACAAGGCAGGCAUCUCGAAAAUUUUAUUUUUCAUAAUCAUUGGUAAUUUGACACUUUUUGGCCAACGUAAUGGUUAAUAUGUUGUUUAAAUACACCAGCACGUAAUGAUCACGUCCUCACAUCAUUUAUAAAUGUUAUUUUGUAAGUUGCACAAUCCAUGGAUAAAAUGAUGAAAUGGUAACGAUAUGGAAAUGUUAUAUUUUAUUGUGUUAAACAUUUUGUAAAUAAAGUGCUUAAGAUGAACAAAUGCAAUUGCACAUCUUCCAUUAAUCUGUUCAUUCAGGUUUUCAUUUUCGCAUUUAGGAUAAUUCAAUUAAAAUCUUAUUUUUUAUAGUUUGUGAAUAUGAAUAGAUUUCCAACUUGGAUGUCGCCCAACUCACACGGCUGAGGCGCCAUUUUGGAAACAUAAGGGGUAGUAAACAAAGGAGGCACCUUCGCGCUCACCAUCAUCCAUUCAAUUGAAGAGGACUGUAUA
Molecule: messenger RNA, 3923 nt
Organism: Myxocyprinus asiaticus (Chinese sucker)
Lineage: Eukaryota; Metazoa; Chordata; Actinopteri; Cypriniformes; Catostomidae
Product: homeobox protein Hox-D3a
Exons: 4
Coding region: 1537-2730 (397 amino acids)
Biological process (GO): regulation of transcription by RNA polymerase II
Cellular component (GO): nucleus
Molecular function (GO): DNA-binding transcription factor activity, RNA polymerase II-specific; RNA polymerase II cis-regulatory region sequence-specific DNA binding
Source: RefSeq, a predicted model, not a curated record